AUGGCCUAUGAGAGAGAAGAUCAUGAGACUCAAUACUGCUUUCCUGACAUUAACUCAUCAUGCAUCAAGAUAAAACGCUCCACACAUGAAUACAAUAUCAUGUAUGUGUUUUUUUCAUUGCUGUCAGUAUGGACUGUGUUUCUGAAUCUGCUGGUGAUCAUCUCCAUCUCUCACUUCAAGAAGCUUCAUACUCCAACCAACAUGCUAAUUCUCUCUCUGGCUGUGUCUGACCUGUUCAUAGGACUUAUUGUCAUGCCCUUGGAAGCGAUUAAGUUGAUUGAAACAUGUUGGUACUUUGGAGACACUUUCUGUAGACUGUUUAUAAUAACGACAGGGCUGCUUUUCUCUGCAUCUUUAAGUAAUUUAGUUUUUAUAGCUGUUGACCGUUAUGUGGCUGUGUGUCAACCUUUGGUGUACCCACAGAAAAUUACAAUGACUAGAACAAUAAUUAUUAUCUGUAUUUCCUGGUUAUACUCUUCAGUGUAUAACAUUGCAAUUGGUAUGAGUAUCUCACAUAGAAAAUACACAUGUUAUGGAGAAUGUGUAAUUAUCAUUACUUUUGCCUGGACAACCGCUGACAUGUUCCUGUCUUUACUGUUUCCUUGUACCUUCAUUAUAACUUUAUAUUUGAGAAUCUUCUAUGUCGCACAUCAGCAAGUGAAAGUUAUAAACUCUCUGAUGAGGAGUGGAAAACAUCUAACAGAAGGUUCAGUGAGAAGGAAAUCUGAGAGCAAAGCCGCUCUGACAUUAGGAAUCAUUGUGACGGUUUAUCUGUUUUCCUGGAUUCCCUAUUACAGCUUAACCCUAACACCAAACACAAGCAUGACUUCUGCUACAGCCUAUAUUUUGUUAUGGAUGUUGUAUAUUAAUUCAGGUCUGAAUCCUCUCAUCUAUGCUAUAUUUUACCCCUGGUUUAGAAUGUCAGUUAAACACAUCCUAAAUCUAUCCAAAAUAUUUAAGACAGCCACUACACUACUUUGAAUAUGCAGCCAGCACUUUCGUCAGGAAGAUUUUGAGUACUGUUUUCAGCCCAGUUUUUCCGCGGACUCAGGUAAUGUAAAAUUGUUAAAAUAUCUAAAACAUCAUUUGGCUUAGUUGUUGCUUGUUUUGUGUAACUACGGUAAACAUACUACGUAGAAAGAUAUUAUCAUGUUGUUGUUAUUAUAAACACGAGCAAAGCAAGCUAACGUUAGCUCCUGUGCAGCUGUCAAUCAAAAACGUUAUCAUCUACUGUCAAUCAUCUCGCCUCAAGACCCGCCUCCAUUUAGAACAUUCAGAAUUAAUGUAGUCGUGCAUUUUUCUUCCGGUGAUUUGAUGACGCGUCAACUCACCGUUACUGUAGCAGUUAAAAGCUUUAAUUUUUUAUAUGGAGUUAGUACAUUUGA
Messenger RNA from Paramisgurnus dabryanus, 1385 nucleotides. Lineage: Eukaryota; Metazoa; Chordata; Actinopteri; Cypriniformes; Cobitidae. The record is from RefSeq and is a predicted model, not a curated record.